Molecule: messenger RNA, 4479 nt
Organism: Blastomyces dermatitidis ER-3
Lineage: Eukaryota; Fungi; Ascomycota; Eurotiomycetes; Onygenales; Ajellomycetaceae
Product: FGGY-family carbohydrate kinase
Exons: 5
Coding region: 1035-2867 (610 amino acids)
Biological process (GO): carbohydrate metabolic process
Molecular function (GO): phosphotransferase activity, alcohol group as acceptor; kinase activity
Source: RefSeq, a predicted model, not a curated record
GGGGGAACCAUCAUUCUCAUCUCGAGAGCUUCGUGGCCGUCUUCAACGUUCUCAAAACAGCCAUAUCGCUAGGAUGAAUUGCACUUAAUAUAGGGAGUAUAUAUCUCGCGCAAACAUCUCCCCCUCCACUGACUAAUAUAGUUUAACUGCAGUCCGAUUACCAACACAAGCGCAGCGGUUAUCAACCAUCGCCUUUCUUGCUUUUAGCUGGGCGGUUCGGUUGGGAUAGCAUGAUCCACGGCUCCAAGAUUCCUUGCCGGCGAACCCACAGCUCAGAGUUCCUGGAUGAGAUUUGUGGCAUCCCGCGGUGCCUUUGAGUGGCCGGAUGGAUGUGGGUACAUUUCUAACUCCAUUUUUCUAGUUUUCCCAUAUCUGGGUCGGUCCAGGGCGAACAUGGAACCGAACCGGUUCAUCACAUAAAUACGUCAGUCGAAGCGUAGUAAGGAUGAGUACGAGCCAGCGCACUGUAAAAUAAAAUAGAUAAAGCCUUUUCUAUCUUUCGUAACUUAGUUGAUUGUACUUCCUUUUUAUUGAAAGUGAAAAGCAACAGCAAAAGCAAAAAGUAUUGAUUGCCUGUUGUUGUACUACUCCCCCCUUUAUCAAACCAGACAACGCAUAUCUUCUCGCAUCUAUACCAAGCAUAGCCGUGUUGGAGACGAAGCAGCAACAACUACUCCUUGCUGCACAGGUCGUGGGAUAUUUAAUUUAAUUCCCAAGUAAAUUGUCUGGUUCUUGGAUCUAUCAGAUCUCGUGGUAUAAUAUACCAAUCCGGGGGAGACGUUCUAGACCUGUCGUGCCGCGUGCUCCUUCACAGCUGCGAUCCAGUCCGGUCCAGCCCCAGUCCAAUCCAGUUUCAAAGAAAGUCAGGUCUGCUGGACGCCUUGCCUCUUCAUCGUCGUAAGCAAAGCCUACAGUGCAGCUUUGCUCGAGGAUCAGGGCCGGCGUAGAUAGGUAUCGCGAAAACACACAGGCGUAUAAAAACAGGGACUGAAAUACCCCCCCUCUUCCCCCCCCCCGCCCUUCUUACUCCCAUCAUGACUUCACUCCCAUAUCGUCGCCCUUCGCGCCAGAUGUCCAGGCAAGCUUCCAUGGAUCCCCGAAACGAGAUCUCCCCGCAGAUGGACCACUAUAUCGGCAUCGAUGUCGGCACCGGUAGCGCUAGGGCCUGCAUUAUCGAUAACAAGGGCGACAUUGUGGGCUUGGCUUCGGAAAAUAUUGGCUUGUGGCAACCACAACAGGGGUACUAUGAGCAAUCUACAACUGAUAUCUGGCGCUGCAUCUGUAUCUCAGUGCAGCGCGCUAUAAGCCAACACAAUAUCAACCCAGCCUCAAUCCGCGGCAUUGGUUUUGAUGCCACCUGCUCUCUAGCAGUGUUUUCCCAUGAUGAUGACGAACCCGUAUCCGUCACAGGCCCCAACUUCGACACAGACCGCAAUAUCAUUCUCUGGCUCGACCAUCGCCCAGUCAAAGAGACUGAGAAAAUCAAUGCCACCGGUCACAACCUGCUCCGCUAUGUCGGGGGUAAGAUGUCCAUUGAAAUGGAGAUCCCCAAGGUACUGUGGCUCAAGAAUAACAUGCCAAAGGAGCUCUUCGACCGUUGUAAAUUCUACGAUUUGACGGACGCCUUGACACAUCUAGCUACAGGCAACGAGAAGAGGAGCUUCUGUAGCGUUGUCUGUAAGCAGGGAUAUGUCCCUGUGGGCGUUGACGGAAGCGUCAAGGGGUGGCAACCUGAUUUUCUGAAUGAGAUUGGUUUGGAGGAGUUGACUGAGGAUAACUUCAAGCGCAUUGGGGGUGUCAAUGGCCAGAAUGGAGAAUACCUCUCUGCUGGAGAACUCGUCGGCACUCUCUGUGACAAAGCAGCCUCAGAGCUGGGCUUGCCCGCUGGAAUCGCUGUAGGAAGCGGUGUCAUUGACGCAUAUGCGGGCUGGAUCGGCACCGUUGGUGCCAAAGUUCAGCUUGGGUCUGACCAGCUGAGCUCCGAUGCAGCCAAAAACGAUAGAUCGCAAGCUUUUAGCCGCCUUGCUGCGGUUGCGGGCACAUCAACCUGCCAUCUCGCCAUGUCACCAAACCCAGUCUUCGUCCCUGGUGUCUGGGGCCCGUACCGUGACACCAUCAUCCCAGGAUUUUGGAUGGCCGAAGGCGGCCAAUCCGCCACAGGUGAACUGCUCAAACAUGUCAUCGAAACACAUCCUGCCUUCAACCAAGCGCUCUCCGUCUCCGAAUCCUAUCACACAAACAUCUACGAUUAUCUCAACGAGCAUCUCAAGGAGAUGGUCGCGGACAGCCAAGCACCCUCAAUCUCCUAUCUGGGCCGCCACUUCUUCUUCUACGGCGACCUCUUUGGCAACCGCUCUCCAAUCGCCGACCCCACCAUGUCCGGCUCCGUCAUCGGCCUCUCAAGCGAUAAAUCCGUCAGCGGCCUCGCGCUGUACUACUACGCAACCCUCGAAUUCAUCGCGCUGCAAACAAAGCAAAUCAUCGAAACGAUGAACAAAGCCGGCCACAGCAUCACCUCGAUCUUCAUGUCCGGCUCCCAAUGCCAGAACGACAUCCUGAUGAAACUGAUCGCGUCAGCGUGCGGGAUGCCCGUGCUUAUCCCCCGCUACGUCCAUGCCGCUGUGUGUCAUGGGGCGGCGAUGUUGGGUGCCAAAGCGGCCAGUGCAGAUGAGAAUGGCAAGACGGAGGAUUUGUGGGAUAUCAUGGACCGGAUGAGCAAGCCGGGGAAGAUGGUGAAACCGAGCACGGAUGAGUAUGAGAAGAAGCUGCUGGAGGUGAAGUACAAGGUGUUUUUGGAGCAGUGUUAUAAGCAGCAAGAGUAUAGAAAGGAUGUGGAUGCGGUUAUUGAGGGGUGGGGGAAGAAUUGAGUGGGUAUUUCCAUCAGGGGGAGUUUGAUAGAGGUGGGUUUCUGAGUGGAGAAAGGAGGGGAACGGAAGAGUUAGUUGAAGUGACGGUGGUAAGUAAUUUCAAUUUUUAGACAGGAUGCCCAAUAGGGUCUUCCUCUUUUUCUUUCCAUACACCCUUUAUCCAGAAUGAUUCAAAAAGUUAAUGGCUGUGGUCGAUUUCCACACCUUUCAUAUAUCUCCAUUUUCAUGCGCCUUGUGAUGUCCUGUUUGGCUUUGUUUCUUUCUCCCCUCUUUCCGUCCCUUUCCAUGCAUGCAUGCUACCUUGAGUCUCUUUUAUAUUGAAAGAAAUCUAGAAAAUAACCCCUUCAAUCGAAGAAGACAGAGGGGCUAGAUCGUUAAUAACUACUGCUUUACUAUAAUACUAUAAUACAGAAAGCAAGUUUGCUGAUAGAUAUUCAUUGCCAAAGCCAAUUCAUUCUAAUGGCAGAGCCGUCAAUGAAAUGGAGCCAAAAUAAAACUAAUAGGAAAAUACAUAAAACCAAACAAGAAAAAGGGGGGAAAACGGCCGGGAUAGGGUAUACAGAUGAUGACCAGGAAAAAAACAGCCGCAACACAGGAGAGAAUCAGAACCUCAUGUAUGUGAUACAUACGUGUACAGAAGCAACAGAGACAACAGACGUGAAAAGCUGAAAAAAAAAAAAAAAAGCAGGCCCCAAGGUAUCAGGAGAUGACGUAGAUACAAUAUUUCAGCUAUCAAAACGAUGCCCAAUAACUGUAUCACUCGCAAGAUCCAUGACUGUCAUAACAUGGCACAAUCGCCGCAUAUUAAUAAUAAUAAAAUAAAUCACACCUUUACCUACCCAUUUCAGUCAUUAACCCAAAAUCUUCUACCUCCCCAUAUUCCUAGUCGGUAAAAGCCAGUCAUCAGAGCCCCUUUCGAGAAAGACAGAGGCGAAUCUUGAAGGAUAGCAUCGUUAAUAAGCCCUUCCUCCCUUCCCCCUGCCCACCGUCCGAAACACAGCACUCUGCCCCAUUGCCAAGCUAUCAACGGGAUCAACGCGCAUGGCGUUUAUAUCGUUAAAGGCAGAGAGAUAGAAGCCGGCAAUCACAAACAGGUAUGUGAGGACCAGGAUGGAACCUUUGAAGUAGUUACUCUUUCCCUCGCCGUACAUGUAUGAUAGAAGGAAGACGCAGAGGAUGACGGUGAUCAUGUCCCAUUGCGGGAAUAUGAGACUGUGUUUAAAUAACAAAGGGGGUUAGUGCUUUUGUCUCACCUUAAGAAAAAAAUACCGCCAAGUGAAUGGAUAGAACGUACUUGAAAGAGUGCUGUAGGAGCUCCUUUGGGUCUAUGAAUUGGGCGUAUAUGGCGCUGAAUAACACCACUGCGGGUAUCUGCAGAAGGCACACUUGGAGGGCAUAUGCGGAACCGAUCUCCAUCGAUAGAGCUAUGUUUCCGUUCAUGGCGAAUGAUAUGGCAUUCUUUUGACAAAGAUAUUAGAGGUUUUUGCUUCUCCACUCCAUUUCAACACAAAUACCAUAGAAAAAAAUAGAAAGAGAAAGAGAAUCACAUACCAAGAACUCCGUAGUAUUCGGGACCAGCGCAAAGAGUGUAAUACCCAGAAAUUUCUCAUCG